AUUUCAAAGUGUUUUAUUCCUUAAAAAAAUGCUUCAUAUUCAGAAGUAAUGUCCAUGUAUGCUUUAAGGAGAUAAAUCUCCGUUUAUGAAGGCUUAGAGUAUGAUUCAAAGGCUAGGAAGUAAUGUCAUUUCAGAGCUGAGAUCUGGUGUGGUGUUUUCAAGUCUUGCACAUUGCGUUGAAGAAGUUGUUUUGAAUUCAAUCGAUGCUGGAUCGAGCAACAUCACGGUUGAUGUGGAUAUCUCUACGGUUUCUUUCGAAGUUAGCGACAACGGAACGGGAAUGCGUCGGAGCGACUUGGACAAUGUUGGACAACGAUAUUUCACAAGCAAAUGUCGCUCGAUAAAAGAUUUAGAGAGUGCUGUUUCAUACGGAUACCGUGGCGAGGCUCUGGCAAGCUUGGGUAGAAUAUGUCGGAAGGUCGAAAUUGUUUCACGGCAUAAAACAUUAUGCCGCACAUUCUCUAAGCUUAUUAGCAAAGGUCAUGAUUUGGGUGUGUGUGAAAGUACCAGCUAUCGACCACAGCAUGGCACAACCAUCAAAGCCUGUGGUGUUUUUUAUAACCUUCCCGUUCGGCAGAAACUAGUAUCAGAGAAAGCAGAUUUGGAGCAAAUUCGGAGAAAGGUUUUGGGAGUUGCCUUGAUGAAUCUGGGCGUGUCCAUUCAUGUGCGCAACAGGGAGAAUGGCAGCACAUUGCUUCAGGUGAAGACUUGUACUUCUACUUUGUCUGUUAUAACACAAGUAUUUGGCUGUGAUAAAAGCAAGUCUUUUAAACCACUAUGUCAAACCAGUGGGGUGUAUACCAUAACUGGGUGUGUUAGUCUUGAGGGCUUCUCGAACAGGCAUUUGCAGUAUUUCUACGUCAACAAGCGGCUGGUUUCAAAGACAAGAUUUCACAAUGUUGCAAACCACAUCUUGACCAGAGCCAUCACUGGUCUAAUAAUCUCAGAGCCAUCCAAUCAGGAGGAAGAGUCCUAUUGUGUGAAGAGGCAGGACAAAUAUCCUGGCUUUGUUAUCAAUCUUGAAUGUCCACGCCAUGCCUAUGAUAUUACAUUUGACCCUGAGAAGACCCUGGUGGAAUUUCAGAAUUGGAAGGAGCCAAUUUCCUGUUUGAAGGAAUGCUUGAAUAAAUUUUUAAAGAAGGAAGGAGCUUUUAGAGAGGAAUUUGACAAAGGAUGCAGUCUUGUGUGUGAAAAUCAUGAUUGGCAUGGCUUAUCCCUGGAAGAGUCUGAAUCAAGUAACCCAGAUUCAGUUGUCAAUUUUGAGCAUCUGACUGCCAUGAAAAGGCAAAUUACAGCAGCCGACUUAAGAAGGAGUAUGCUGUCAUCAACUGCAAAGCGAAAACGACAUGAGAUGGCUGGGUGCAGUGAAGACUCAACAUAUUCUUCUCAAGAACAUUCUAGUUUAGAAGCUAAAUUCAAAUUGCACAAACUGAGUAAUGAAGCAAGUGCUAGGAACACAGAUGGAAAAAAGGCAACCGAAUCAGAUGAGAUUGCUGAUAAACCACUAACAACUAGCAAUUCCAAAUGGUUGCUACAAUAUAACCCACAUACUGGGCAAUCUGUGUAUGUAAACCUGCGAACAGGCAACACCAGUACGGUCAUCCCUGAUUGCAAACCUGAGAAAACAAAAUCACUGGAGACACCGCCAAAAUCUACUAAAACACGGCCUUUCCGUGAAUUUGCGUCCCAUUUGUCGCAUAAUUUUACGCCAUGGUUGCCAAAAAGCUCAAGCCCAAGCGAGGGUAGUGGGUCGAGAAGCGAGGAAGAACAGUCCAGCGAGAUCAGUCAUAUGUUAGAUCAGUGGAUAAAUCCGGUUUUUGAAAGGAGAGAAAAGCCUGUCGUGAAUGCCUCUUUCACAGACGGUAGCAGAACAAGGUUAAAGCAACAAAACAGAGCCCAGCCGUUUAAAUUUACCAAAGACCACUUUAGCAAAAUGAAGGUAGUUGGUCAGGUGGAUAACAAAUUCAUCUUGUGCUAUUACGAAGGUGACGGGGAUAAUCUGCUCAUCAUUGUUGAUCAGCAUGCCGCAGACGAACGAGUCCGUUUGGAAACCUUUACCAAAGAGUUGUACAUCGAUCGGGACGAACCUGACACCAAAAGGUCGCUGAAAUCUUCUGUCCUUCCAACACCGUGUAUAUUAUCGAUGUCGAACCACGAUGUCCAUCUUCUGCAAGCGUUUAGGGCUCAAUUACAGCGAGUUGGAAUCACGUUCCAAGAUCCACGGCCAUCGUCCAGUGAUGCACAAAGUUCAGUUUGUAUCAAGACUGUCCCGUCGGUGUUUCUCUCCCGCGCCGCCUCAGACGAUCGCGCCAAAUUACGCAACGAAAUAAAGGCUUGCAUUGAGGACCUUGUCAAGGAGUAUAUCGAAAUGAUGAUUUCAACUAAAGGAACUUCAACAGCUGCCCUGCCAAGAGCGAUAACCGAAGUAUUAAAUUCACAGGCCUGCCAUGGCGCAAUUCGUUUUGGAGAUCCACUUUCCACAGAUGAAUGCGUUAACCUUAUGACUUCGCUCUCAAAAUGCGAUCUUCCUUUUCAAUGUGCACAUGGAAGACCCUCGAUGAUUCCUUUAGUUGACCUGAAGUCAAUUCAGAAUGGGAUGUCAAAGAAGGCUACGAGCUUCCCAAAACUCCGGAAGAUAACGGAACUCGUAAAAAAAGGAAAGUGCAAAUAAAAUCAUCUUAAUCCUACAUCGUUCAGGCAGUUCAUAGUUCAUAGCCGUAAUAGCGAUAGCGGCGCUUGUGUACACGUUCUCGCUGAUGAGUUAUAUUCUCUGUAAUCCCACUCCUGCCUAUCUGACGAGCAUCUCGUGAAAGAUUUAAGAUGAAAUAUAUCAAGCCAAAUCUAUAGAAACAAAACUACACAAAGGUCUUACUGGCUGCACCCAAAGUUUUCACGAUCAAGGAAAUUUUCCUGACAAAAGAGUCGCGGAAAACACACUCAUUAUAUGCGAAUUCAAGUAGAGAGGCCUAUAAUGCUAUAUUCAUAGCAUUUUGAUAUUACACAUUCUUUUUCAAUUUUUACUUGUCUCAGCUUAAUUUUCCAAUGCCCCAUCGCCCUACGAGGUGUGUUAGAUGACAGCAAACAAGUUGUGAAAACCUUUGUCCUUUUUCGGUCCUAAAACAAACCGCUCCGAAACGUGCUUGUCAAAGACAAAACAUCACAAUGGCCGCCAUAAUAAGUUAAUUGGCCAGCUUCAAGACUUCAAUCGUGAAUUAUUUAGAGAAAGUCAUAUUAAAUCUUUUCGGGUUUCCGAAAGACAUUAAUCAUGAAUAAAAAGUCUAUUUUCUGCCUUUUCGUGUCUCAUUAAAAGCAAUCUGUUGAAAUAUUUUGCCUCCAAGCAUGAAUAAUUAAAUUUGUCGAAUAUUUGCAUCAAUGGCAAUGCACCUGUGUAUUGUUUCUUUGUGCAUAACCGUGCUCAAGAAUAGACGCUGCAAAAGAUCACAUCAGUUGUUUAGCUGCGAGAGUUUUUUCAAAUAGAACGACUAUUUGGGUUUGUUGCUAAGUUAUUUAGAAACAUCGACAAGUAUCUCUUAACAAUAUUAUUGUUAGAUCUAAAAUUACCCAAAAAUAGCCAAGCAACGCUGUAUAAUUGCCGGAUAUUUUUUAAUGUUUUCCUGCGAGUCGGAAUCUAAAUCACUUAGGAAUGAAAUAUAAUUUUUGAACAUGAUAUGUACACAGGAAAAUCUUAAACGUUUUGCUAAUGGGCUUGGAUUAUAUAAAAGGUAGUGAAUUAUCAAAUUAUCGCAAAAUCAUUGAAACUAAAC
Molecule: messenger RNA, 3764 nt
Organism: Dendronephthya gigantea
Lineage: Eukaryota; Metazoa; Cnidaria; Anthozoa; Malacalcyonacea; Nephtheidae
Product: DNA mismatch repair protein Mlh3-like
Exons: 10
Coding region: 101-2671 (856 amino acids)
Biological process (GO): mismatch repair
Cellular component (GO): mismatch repair complex
Molecular function (GO): ATP-dependent DNA damage sensor activity; mismatched DNA binding; ATP hydrolysis activity
Source: RefSeq, a predicted model, not a curated record